Molecule: messenger RNA, 1359 nt
Organism: Phyllotreta striolata
Lineage: Eukaryota; Metazoa; Arthropoda; Insecta; Coleoptera; Chrysomelidae
Source: the annotation of a GenBank genome assembly
AUGAGCGAAGGCAUAGAAAAAACUUUUAUUUUCAAGCAGCUGUUUGACAGUGACAGUUGCACUUACACUUACUUACUGGGCGAUGCCGGCAAGAGAGAGUGCAUACUUAUCGAUCCAGUGCUGGAACAGGCGAAACGGGACCUCCAAUUGACGAAAGAUUUGAAUUUGAAUUUGAUUUACGCCGUGAAUACCCAUAUGCACGCCGAUCAUAUAACUGGAUCAGGAUACUUGAAAUGUUUGUCGCCGGGAUGUAAAAGCGUCAUUUCGAGGAACAGCGGAGCGCAGGCCGACGUAUACAUUGACGAGGGCGAUUUUAUUGCAUUCGGGGAUCAUAAACUGAAAGUUCUCAACACUCCCGGACACACGAAUGGCUGUUGUUCGUUUUACAGCGAGGAACAGGGAAUCGCAUUCACGGGAGACGCUCUGUUGAUCCGCGGCUGCGGCAGGACGGAUUUCCAAGAGGGCGAUCCUGCGGCGCUCUACCGCAGCGUCCACGAGAAGAUAUUCACCUUGCCGGACUCGACGAUUUUGUACCCGGCUCACGAUUAUAGCGGGCAAACGUCCACUUCGGUGGAAGAGGAAAAGCGCCUCAAUCCGAGGCUGACGAAGAGCUUCGAGGAGUUCGUGCACGUUAUGCAGAAUUUGAAGUUGGAUUACCCUAGAUACAUCGACAAAGCUAUACCGGCGAACAAAGUUUGCGGUUUGUUCGACCUCCCUAAAGAAUCGAGAGAAGAGAAAAUUGUUAACGCCGAUACUGACGCCGUGGGAAAUCUUAGGUGUACUACGGACCAAGGCGUCGCGACGAACGCAACGUCGGCGCCUUGUGUGCAGCGUUGCCAAGCGACCGGCAAUCGAUUCGCCGAUGUGACUACUGUGCCCCUUCGAAAUGGGCCGGUCUUGGCCGAAGAGAUCCUGCGAAAUUGCUCGGUGCGUUUAUGAAUUUAUUCGAUUACAUUGCCGCUGCUAAUUGGAGUAAUUGGAAUUGGUGAAGUUGAAUUGUACAGGAAAUAAAUGAAAUUGCGAAAAUGUCGGGACAGUUCGAGUUGGUAAUUAAUGGGAAUUCGAAUGAAAAAAUCUCUCGGCGAAGUCGUCGCUGAAACGGCUUAAGAGCGAAGUAAGUGUCUGCGAAUAUUUCAUAGUUGAUGCACUCGCGGGAAAAUCGCUGAAAAAUGAAAACGUCGGAUAUAUACUUGAAGAAAAAUUGCGGAUAGCGCUCUUCCCGGUGAUAUAUGCGACCGUUAAGUUCCCAGUCAAGAAAGAAUGCUUACAUUGAUCCAGCCGUGUCGGCGGGUCCGACCCUCCUGCUUCGGCAUUCCCUGCUUUUUUCGGCAGACCAUUCGGAAAGGACUUAGUCACUUU